UUAUGCAUAUUUUGAUAUAUUAAAAUAACAAAUUAGUUACGUAUUAAUGAAGCUAUAUCACACUACCCAAGAGCAGCCGUAUGGGGUUCUCUACUUAAUUUGCAAAUAAUAAAUCUGAGUAUAUUAUCAGUAUGCGAAAAGUUUGGAAUUAAGAAAAUUAGGAAAUUAGAAGCUACCCAGUCAAAAGUGCACAAAGUUUCAUCAUAAGUGGAUCCCCGGGAGCUCUGAUUCUCAAACUGAUCUGAUCUCAUGCCGACAAUUUUGUUUUUCAAUUUCGCAAAAAAAGAUAGAAAAGAGUUUGAAAGGUUUAAUUAUUAUCUGGUUCAUAUUCAGUAUAUGGUUUACAUUUUCAAAACAUACUGAGCUAAGCGGUGAACGGGUCAAAGUUCAAUUUCUGUUGUGCUGGUUGGUUGUUGACUGUCGUAUUUUAAUAAGCUCGAAACAGCUUUCCAAAAUGCCAAUGCCAAUGAGUGGUGGAAUGCAUCAGCAACACGGUUCCAGUUGCUUUGACCGCAUGAAAACCGGAUUCAUGCUAGGGUUUUGUAUAGGAAUGGCGUCUGGAGCCAUUUUUGGGGGAUUUGGGGCGCUUAGGAUGGGCUUAAGGGGAAGAGACCUCGUUAAUAACGUCGGGAAAGUAAUGCUGCAGGGAGGAGGUACUUUUGGCACAUUUAUGGCAAUUGGAACAGGGAUCAGAUGCUAAUGAUACUCGUUAAGAUUGAAACAGCUUUUACAAUAAUAAUAUUGUUAUUUUGGAAGCGUAAAGUGCCCAGUGUUUCUUACAAUGAAAGAAAUAACUAAAAUUUGUUGAGUCAAUUAUGACGAUAGAUAAUAAUUUAUAGUAUGUAGUGACAAGAACCAAUCCAAACUUUGUUUAGACUUUUAUUAAAUAAUGUUUGCAGUUCUACCGCAAAUUACUCAUAAACAAUGUUUGUACAGGUUUGUCAAGAGCGUGUAGUUUCAUUUAAAUAUUUACCACAUAUUUUAUAAAAUACAAAUAGAAUUGUUUGCAAGUUGUAAAUUACAAGUUAAACUAGGAAAAUAAAUCCUUCAGCUCGGAAAA
Messenger RNA from Folsomia candida, 1060 nucleotides. Its product is annotated as reactive oxygen species modulator 1-like. NCBI's taxonomy places the organism in Eukaryota, Metazoa, Arthropoda, Collembola, Entomobryomorpha, Isotomidae. The coding region runs from base 455 to 700 and encodes 81 amino acids. Gene Ontology annotation, cellular component: TIM23 mitochondrial import inner membrane translocase complex. The record is from RefSeq and is a predicted model, not a curated record. Gene Ontology annotation, biological process: protein import into mitochondrial matrix; protein insertion into mitochondrial inner membrane. The transcript is spliced from 3 exons.